UUAGGCUCCCAUAAUUUUCACCAGGUGCAGUCAGUCGGGUUGCUUUAUGUUUGACGAUUCUUGUGUCUUUGUGGAAGCGGAAGAGAUCCUCCAGGUACCGGUGAUGUAGCAGUGCUAACACAUCCCAAGACUUAUCUUAUCAUGUAGAAUAAAUUUUCGUUAUGUAGAUACUUAACUUAAGCAGGUGUCUCACUGUUGGAUUCAACUUCUGCAAACUCACAUAAACAUCAUAGAAAUGACCUUGGCACAUUUCGUUAAUAAAAAGUAAAAUUACAAGUCGCCUCAGUUCAUCGUGUUAAGUGGAACGUUGCUCCCACAAUGUCUACGCACAAAAUACCCAACUUGGAAAGCCUGGUCGCUUCGUUCUUGCCUAAAGCUCACUUCAUCGUCGCACAACACCGGAAACUUACCUCUUCGGGUGACAACUACGGCAGUGUUUUACUCUCCGUGGAUAUUUUAGUGAGGAACGAGCACAACCAAGACGAACAUAUCCAUGCAGUUGCCAAAAAGCUUCCCUGCAACGAACUCAUCCAAGAAAUGUUCAAUAGUCAAUGCACUUUCCCGAACGAAGUGGGCUUCUACCAAACUAUAGCACCCUGUUUACGAGAGUUCCAACACGAGAAACGCAUCCCAGAACUAGUAAGCUCUUUCCCCGACUUCUACACAGCUAGAAUAAGCAAGCACCACCACAAAAUCGACGAAAGCUCGGUGCUUUUAAUCAAGAACAUCAAAAAAGACGGCUUCGAAAUUUUGGACAGAACUGUAGGGUUUGAUUUGAAGCAGUGUAAGCUUGUUUUGACGAAAAUGGCUGAGGUUCAUGCAACCGCCGCGGCCCUCAAGCUUCAACAACCAACACUUUUCCAAGAGAAAGUAGUACCGUUUUUUGAAGAGUAUGAAACUUUUGUUAUGGAUGACGAAAGCAAUGAUAAGAUGAUACAAGUUGCUUUGGAUGUGGUGAGGGACGACGUGAUAUGCAAAAGGUACUUACCUCGGUUGGAAGAAAUUAUGAAAGAUAGUUCUGUUAUUAUUCAAAAGAAAAACGAUAAGACAGUACCGGAGAACCACUUUUUUACUUUGGUACAUAGUGAUAUGUGGACCAACAACAUCAUGGUUAAAAUUAUCGACGGGGAAAUUAUGGAUGUCAAGUUUGUGGAUUACCAGCUGUACGAAUACACCUCUUUGACAAGAGAUGUGGUGUUCUUCCUCUACAGUAGCGUCAAAACUGAAGUUCUUAAAGAAGGCUGUGAUUAUCUCUUGCGGUACUACUUCGACAAUUUUAUUGACUGGAUGAAGAAGCUGGACUGUGAUGUCAAGGAUUUUUCGUUUGAGGGUUUUAUUGAAGAUAUGAAAGCGAUGGUGAAGAAGUUUGAAUUUUUUCACGUUAUGACGAUGUUACCGCCGAUUUAUGCUACCUCUAAAGACACCAAAGACGUGGAACAACUGGAUAUGGAUAACCUUAUUUUCGUGGGGAGUCAAGCGACUGAAACCUGUAAGGAAAAAGCUUGCUUCGUUGUCGAAGAUUUUAUACAAAGGGGGUGGCUGCUUUAGAAAAACUUACAAUUUUUAUUUUUGUAUCCUUACUUAAUAAAGCGCAUAUAAAUA
Molecule: messenger RNA, 1602 nt
Organism: Zophobas morio
Lineage: Eukaryota; Metazoa; Arthropoda; Insecta; Coleoptera; Tenebrionidae
Exons: 3
Coding region: 319-1548 (409 amino acids)
Source: RefSeq, a predicted model, not a curated record